Messenger RNA from Linum trigynum, 267 nucleotides. The record is from the annotation of a GenBank genome assembly. NCBI's taxonomy places the organism in Eukaryota, Viridiplantae, Streptophyta, Magnoliopsida, Malpighiales, Linaceae.
AUGAGAAGAAAAGGGGAAGUAGAUAGCCUGGGAGUGGAAUUUCACUUGAUGGUGGUCGAAAAGGCUAGCGUCAAAGCGGGGAAGAGAGAAACAACAGAAUCGAAAAGAGUUGCAGACGGUUUUGAGAGGGCCGAAGCAGAGAAGCUGGCUCUUCCACUAAUCGAUGGCAGCAAGGUGAGGAUCGUACCAAUUAUGGGUGUUGGCGUGUGUGAGCUGAUGCGAAGAGGUCUCAUCAGCGGUGGCGUGUCGUUCCAAACUGAGAGCUGA